CAUUUGAUUUGCUGACCACACAGUUGUACGACCAAUCUACAACAAGUGGCACCUGCCCGUUCCAUGGCAGCAUUCCAAUCUCCUCCUCCUCCUCCUCAUUUCUGCUUCUCAUCUCGUCUCACAUCUCAACGUCAGGUACUACCGCCUAUGCUAUCAGGCAGCCAUGUCUCUCUCUCUUCAUUCAAUUGCGCACGUAUAGAUGGAUGAAGGGGAUGUGCUGUGCGUUUUCCAUUUCCCACUCCACAAUGACGGUGCGGGUACGUACGGCAAGCCAUGUAUUGAUUCCAUGACAAGACACAUGGCUGCCCCGUUUAUUAUCAUCAAGUAGAUGCCGCAAACCGUUGACAGGUCGGUAGAGUAGCUAACAGCUAGCCAGCCACCUAGGAAGAUAGCUGGCGGCUGCCAAACCUUGGUCCGUCUAGCACUGACAAGGACGGAGGAUUGUCGUUGUUGACCAUGAUGCAUGCAUGUAUACAUGUAUACAUUGUUAUCAUGUACACUGAGUACGUGGACAGGUAUUUGAUUACCCUGUACAAAUUUCCCUAUUGGGCAUGCAGACACGGCACUACGUAUGCAGCCAUGCAUGCAGCAACCACUUAGCAGGGCGCGGCGUCUGCCAAACUGCGCUGCUUGCGAGCCUCAAUGCUACCGUCAGCUCGUUGUCGAGAGGCUUUUUUUUUUCCUUCUCCCUUAUCCUUUAUUGCCGACUCGAUGCUACAGCAACCAGGCGGGCGGCCAGUGGUAGCAGGCCCCAGCCCGGCCAUCUCACUCGCUGCUCGUGAUGCAAUGCAAGCGAUGUGCUCACGGAAAUGCCAGUUGCAGAUGGCGAGGGAUAUCUCAGAUUCCUUGGCAGGCUGCCGCAACCCGGCUCCCUCUCUCGGUGUGUGUCUCCCCUCGUCGUCUUUCAUCUCGCCUCUGUCGCCACGAGAUCGGCUUCGGAAAUCGCGGCGGCAUGCCCCUCUUUGGAGUCUUCUGAUGCUGCCCACUGGCAACCAAUCUACAUGGCAAACUACCUAACUACGUAGGUGGGUGGGUGCCUGGCGAUCAGUAGAGCAGACCAAAGCAACCACCACCACCACCGCCGCUCUGCUACGCACACCGAGAUACGCCAAAGGCUGGGGCGCACGGGCGAACAUGGCCCCCCUCCCUGUCGAUGGACGCAGCUAUCUGGUGUGCUUGGUGGCUGCCAUUGGCCCCGUGGACCGCCUUCUCGCUGUUAUCGUAAUCUCGAGUCUGACGGCGUCGCCAGCAACAUGAAGAUGAGCCAGAAGUGUUUCACCCUGCCAGAAUCCAACCCAGAGCUAAUCUGCCUUUGGCCUCGGGCCAAGCUGCAAUUUGGACAUGCGCAGUUGGCGACCAAUACAUCGCGACUCCUGGUUGGCCAAUGCAGGGCACGCUUACCCACCCCUCUCAUCCAUCCAUCCAUCGCGAACGUGCCA
Messenger RNA from Periconia digitata, 1439 nucleotides. Lineage: Eukaryota; Fungi; Ascomycota; Dothideomycetes; Pleosporales; Periconiaceae. The record is from the annotation of a GenBank genome assembly.